Misgurnus anguillicaudatus (oriental weatherfish) is the source of this 2531-nucleotide messenger RNA. RefSeq names its product RAB guanine nucleotide exchange factor (GEF) 1, like (gene rabgef1l). Gene Ontology annotation, biological process: vesicle-mediated transport. The record is from RefSeq and is a predicted model, not a curated record. Lineage: Eukaryota; Metazoa; Chordata; Actinopteri; Cypriniformes; Cobitidae. Gene Ontology annotation, molecular function: small GTPase binding; zinc ion binding; DNA binding. Gene Ontology annotation, cellular component: endocytic vesicle; cytosol.
AGGGUGUCCUGUAGACGGCGGCUUUUCCGGUGGUGCGUCAGGGCUUCCGUCAACAACACAAACAUAAAUGAAGAGCGCUUUGAAGACUUAUGACUGAUCAAUUAACAUCACUAGAAGCUUUUACUAGAAGUGCCCAAAGUACUUUCGCAUAUUUUAGUCGUUUGGAAAGUUUUGUGGAUUUGACAGCAUGAACUCUGGUAUGGAGCGCAGGGGCAUCAGCAUUCAGCAGUCUGACCUGAUGUGCAAGAGAGGAUGCGGUUUCUACGGUAACGCUGUCUGGCAGGGCCUCUGCUCCAAAUGCUGGCGAGAGGAGAACCCAAGUGUCAAAGCCAAGCAGAUCGAGGAUGACAGAGCAUUGGCUGAGAGAUUACAGAGAGAAGAAGAGGCAGCGUACGCCAGCAGCCACAAGAGGGAGCAAUCAGAGACCACCAGCACCUCCUCCAAAACACAAAGUGUACCCAUAGUGAAGAGACUUUUUACCUCAACUUCCAAAACAUCUGCAAUAAAAGACGCCGCAGGUUCCAGGAGCUCUUCACUCAGUAAACAGUCCAGUGUGGAUUGUGAUCAUAUUACACAAGAGUUCAUUGACUUCCUAAAGACCCUGCCCAGACCUGCUUAUGAUAUCUUCAAACGGUGCCAUGCUUUUACUGAAAAUAUUGCACAUAAAAAGGUCAUUGUUUGUGAAGAUUUUUCAGAAUCUGUACAGGACUUUUAUCAAACCAUGUCAGAGUAUCUGCACACCAACUUUAAAGGGUCAGCUGAUCAGAUCGAGACAGUGAUGGGUGAAGUUGAACGUUAUGUGAUGGGUCGUCUGUAUGACCAGCUCUUCUGUCCUGACCGCACAGAUGAUGAGAAGAAAGAUCUGAUCAUUCAGAAAAGAAUCAGAGCUUUACACUGGGUGUCCAUUGAAAUGUUGUGCGUUCCACUAGAUGAACAACGCCCUAAAGUUUCAGACAGUGUUGAGAGAGCCAUAACAGACACGAUUGACAUGGACUCUAAACGGGUUCCUUUGGAGAAGUUGGCCUGUAUCACCAGAUGUAGUAAACACAUCCUGACAGCUAUCCAGGGCAGUAAGAAAGCUCCUGCUUCAGCUGAUGAUUUCCUACCAGCUCUUGUCUAUAUCAUACUGAAGGCCAAUCCACCGCGCUUACACUCCAACAUACAGUAUAUCACACGCUUCUGUAUGCCCAGCCGUCUCAUGAGCGGAGAGGACGGAUAUUACUUCACUAAUCUGUGCUGUGCGGUGGCGUUUAUAGAGAAGCUGGAUGCAUCAUCUCUGAACCUGAGCUGUGAAGACUUUGAUCGCUAUAUGACCGGUAUGACGUCUCCAGAGCGACCGUCAGGCCCCGGGGCUUCGUCCUCCGGCUGCUCUUCACAGAACGGCUUCAGAGAAGAACCCAACGCUGGGCUUCGUAAGGAACGGAGAAGAGAGGAGAGACGUGAACUGGAAACAGACCUCAUCAAAUGGACGGAUGGAGAGGAACUCUCAGAAUUGGGUAUUUCAGAAGGUCCACCUGCGAGGACACAGAGCUCGACCGUCUUCACUAUAGACUCAGAUAAUGUAGAGACUGAUAGUCUGCCCCCUCCACUACAACCACAGAAAUUUCUUGGCUAACUCGCACACAGAGAGGUUUUUAUUGACCUGAAGAUCAACUGCAUAACAUUUCUGCCUUUGGUGAAGCAGGUGGAUGGCUCAUAAUUCUCUUUGAUAUUAAAACAUAUUAGAAAUAAGAGAUGAAUUUUAACCUCAAGUCUGCAUAAAGAAUAUCAAGCCUGUUUAAGGCACUUAUUAUGAAUACCAUUACUGUAAUGCAAUACAAUGAUAUUCUGAAAUAUUAUUUAUUAUUCAAAAUAUUUGUUAUACUGCCUUUAUGCAGAACGAAAUGAAGAGAAAUUGCAUUACAGUAAUGUUUUAUGGAAAGAAGACCUCGUGAAUAUAAUGCAAAAAGUCUUAUUGAUUCCAUAAAUGUGAAUCAUUUUCCUUUUGCCAAAUAUUAUUUUUAUUUAUUUAGUUAUUUUUUGUAAAGUAAUAUGUCUCCUCAUAUGUCAGUUUUUUUCCCUUAUAUUCUGGUGGAUCUUUAUUGUUAUUUUUUUAACAUUAAGAGUUGUUUGAGAUGGUUUAUAUUAUUAUAUUCACUGUCAAUGAAAUCUAUAAUUUAUUAGAGUAUAUAAAUGAAUAUAUAAUUUAUCUCUGUUUUAUAUUUUUAAGCAGAAAUGAAGCAUUGUAAUGGUUUAAAACAUGAGCUGAUGCUGCAGACAGAGAUGUGAGAGAUAAGCAAACAAUGAAAACUUUAAGAAAGUAGUGUCUAAAUAAUUAUUUAGUAGGGAUGCCAAUUGGUUAGUCGCGAUUAAUCGUUCGAAAAAUAAAAGUUUUGGUUUACAUAAUAAUAUAUGUGUGUGUGCUGUGUAUAAUAAUUGUCUAUAUAAAUACACACACAUGCAUGUAUAUAUUUGAGAAACAUUUGCAUGUGUAUGUAUACAUGUUUUAUUUAUAUAUAAUUUAUAUAAAUAAAUUAUUUCUUAAAAUUAAA